GCACAUAGGCGCUACAAUCUUCAACUUACAUAUCUCAGCAACGGACUUGCUAGCGCAAUUUGCCAGUAUCAGGGUCAUCUCAUUGAGCGCAUUUCGACACCGAGGUAUUCAAAGUCGUCUUCAGUAGUAAACACGUACUGCUGUAUACAUUGCUCUGGGCCAUACACCUCAGUAUCGUAGUGUUUGUCUCUCAGUCUCCAUCUGCAGGGAUAGAAACAAGGCACGCCUUCUCACUCGAGAAUAUCCCGCUCACUACUCGCCAUAGAAGGUUUUGAUCCAAGACUGCCUUCUUUCAACAUGAAUCGUAACAGCACCCCGGAAGCCACCACGGCGUCUUCACUUCGCCCACCCGCAUCUCGGGCUGUCGGGGCUGGAUCCAACCUGCGUGCCUCUGCCGACAUGGCCGCAAUCACUGGAUCUUCAGCCGCAAGCCGCAUACGUCCGUCUUCCGACUUCUAUGGUCAGCAGGGUCAGAACCAGGGAAAUGUGGAUGGUGACUCGCCGCAAGACAUGAUGACCCAGCAAUGGAUUGCCGAUAUCGAUCAAUAUGAAACAACGUUAGAGGAGAUGGCUGCAGCCACGCUGGAUCAAGACUUCAAAGAUGAGCUCAGUGCCAUAGAACAGUGGUUUCGAGUUCUCUCGGAAGCAGAGAGGACUGCUGCCCUCUAUGCGCUGUUACAACAAACCACGCAGGUACAGGUCCGCUUUUUCAUUCAAGUGCUUCAACAGAUGGGCAAGAAUCAUCCCAUGUCGGGAGUCCUAUCGCCUGCUAAUUUCGAUAAAGAUCCUAUGUCGAAUCGGUUGAGUGAUGCUAUGAAUAAGUUGAGCGUCAGCUCUGCACGCAAUUCUCUCUCUCAACCACAGCCCUCUAACAAGAGACAUUCGGCUCUCGAUCAGUCUGCAAUAAAUUCUAUGUUUCCUGAUGCCGCUGCUGCCAUUGCGACUGAAAAGGCUCGUUUUACGCAGCAGACUGGAAACCAGCCCCCAUCGAAUCGGAACAGCGCUGCCAUCGAUCCUCGCAGCUCUCUCGCUGCACCCACCAUUUCUGCCCCUUCUGAAGGGAUUGAUCCAAAUGCGCAAAAUCCUAACUCCCCAUGGGGUAACACCCAUGAUCAAGGAGCUUCACGUCCCAAAUCCUCGUCCUCUGGACAACCACCUAUGGGGCAGUUCGUGCAACCGCCCCCAUCUGCGGGUUUGAGGUCGCCCCGUCCUCAACUUGGUGCCAAUUCCAACAUUCAAAGCACAACGCUCAAUGCACCUGACAAGUCAGCUUCGGACUUGCCCAUGCUUUCUCCGUACACUGCCGGCGGGAAUUGGGCAUCGAUGGUGAGCACACCUAUGAACCCGACUUUUAGCCCGGGUAACGCGCCCCAUCAAGCCGACAUGGUUGCAAAUGCCACAGCGAUGAAGCUAGCAGCUUUGUCUACUGUUAACAAUCGCUUUGCUCUUGACGACGUACGUAAAUAUCGCCGGGCGCGAUCUAAUGAUGGAAAUGGACAAAAUCCGGGUGGCGUAUCUGCUGGUCCUCAGGUACCCAAUUUACCCGGAACGAAUUUCAUAAUGGUUGACGAGCGUGGACAGGUGCUAAGCAGGGAUCAGGUUUUGGCCCUGCAGAAUCAACAGGUUAUGGGUGGCUUUGGCGCUCACCGAUCUCGCCCCAACUCGCCCGGUAUUGCCCUCCAGCCAGCCAGUUUUGCUCAGCAGAUGCCGUUUGCCUCACCUCAGAAUAAUGGAUUUCUAAGUGCCUUCGACAACCAGAAUCCACUCUUGGGCGGUGGAUUUCCUGGGUUGAGCAUGCCGCAACUUGGCGUAGGUGUCCCCGAGGGAUAUCUGUCAGAUCACUCUGAUAUGAAUCGUGGGCGGUCGCCUCGAGGUCGCAGAGGCACCUCGAAGCCGCCUGAGGACCCUACCGAUCCAACUCUGCUUCAAGAUAUCCCUGCAUGGCUGCGAAGUCUCCGUCUUCAUAAGUACACUGAUAAUUUGAAAGACAUGAAAUGGACAGACCUGGUCGAGCUUGAUGACGCGGCCUUGGAGAAACGAGGUGUCAACGCCUUGGGAGCGCGUAGAAAGAUGCUGAAGGUGUUUGAACAAGUAAAAGGUAGGCAGGAUACCUGAUUCUUCUACCAUGUCUGCAUCUAGCGCUGACUCUGAUAUAGAAGCAAAGGCAGAGGGUAAGCUCAUGGCUUAAGCCCUACCUAUAUUGUGCCACCCCCGCAGGCGGCACUGGUUGUUUUCUCGCAGACUGAUAUCACACAUCGUCCAAGUUGGCUAGACCAAUUCACUACGUUGUAGUUCAAUAUGUAGAGUCAGUUAUCCUGUGUAUCAUAUGCUGCAUCGUGCUCAGCAUGAUACACGAAGAGAGGUUUUGGAAAUGGGACUGGUGUUUUUAUAUCAUAUCAUAUAUACCAAAUGAUAGGUAGAAGGGAAAAUGGUGUUUGUUAUUACAAGGCUUGUAUCCAUGACGUCUAUGAUAAGUAGCAAAGCUCUACUCUAUACUACCUACAUAAUGGAGAGAAAGUAGUGUUGAAAUACGUAGCACUACUCCAAACAGAGUCAUUAACAUGAUACCGGUAGUAAACUUAAAAAGUCAACCUGAUUUGGACCAAUCUAUUCUCUAAUGGCAUUUGCUCUUAUUCACAUAGGUAUUACCUAAUGGAUAAACCCCCACUCUAAGUACCUAGGUACCAAGGUACUGAGACACCUUAGUC
Xylaria bambusicola is the source of this 2708-nucleotide messenger RNA. Its product is annotated as protein VTS1. The record is from RefSeq and is a predicted model, not a curated record. Gene Ontology annotation, molecular function: protein binding; mRNA binding; translation repressor activity. Lineage: Eukaryota; Fungi; Ascomycota; Sordariomycetes; Xylariales; Xylariaceae. The coding region runs from base 298 to 2115 and encodes 605 amino acids. Gene Ontology annotation, biological process: nuclear-transcribed mRNA poly(A) tail shortening; regulation of mRNA stability. The transcript is spliced from 2 exons. Gene Ontology annotation, cellular component: P-body.